AUGGAAACUUCGAAUUCGAGUGAUGAAGUUCAAGACCCAUAUCAUAAUUCUUCAGAGAGUGAUGUGGAUUAUAUUCCACCGGAGAAAAAGAAGUCUAGCAAAAUAAUAGAUUUCUUCAUAAAUCCCAAAUCAUCGGCCUUGGCUUCGACUUCCAGCAUCUAUUCCAAUAAGGUGUCCAAAAAAGAUGGAGAUUUAGUACUUGAAAAGAGACAGAAAUCCAAUAAUUCCGCACCUGCAUCCACUGCAAGAGUAGAUCAUAUCGAAAAAUGCAAGAACAGUCCGAUGCUCGAUGGAAAAUUUUUCAUUGUUGAAAAAUGUGAUGAGAAAAUGAAUUGUGAAGCCAUGUGCCAAUUAUGUCUUCCCACAAAAAAGAUGAUCAAGGGUUCUCUUGAAAGCACCACAAAUUUUGUGAAACAUCUGAAAAGGGUACAUGGAGAAAAAUCGUAUAAUGACUAUGUGAAAUAUAAAGAGAAACUGAAAAGUAGAAGAACUACUGCUAAGGACGACUCAGGUGCUUCCAUCAGUGCCUCAACGAUAGAAAGGUCGAAACAAGAAACGCUGAAAAGAUUCGUAAAUUCAAAAGUUCUGGUGACACAGAAGGAGUUCGAGAGAAGAAUCGUUAACUUUAUUGUUAACACAAUGUCCGCGGUGUCUGUUAUUGAAAACCCAAGCUUUAUAAGGUUAUUUGAUGGAAUGAAUGUGAACGUUAUUGGAAGAAAAGCUGCUAUGAAACUAAUCACCGAUAUGUAUAAUAUUCACAUAGACAAACUCAAGAAGGAAAUUGAAAAGCAAGAUUAUAUUUGUUGCACAGCUGACAUUUGGUCGACUAAAACAAGAAGUUUUAUGGGUGUUACACUUCACUGGAUCGACGCUAACUUAGAAAGACACUCAGUAGCCUUAGCUUGCAAAAGGUUUUCCGGUAUUCACGAUUACAAGAACAUCGGAGAAAUGCUGGAAAACAUAAAUUUAAAAUUCGGUAUAAAAUCAACUCAAAUAAUCGCCACAGUAACAGAUAACGGAUCGAAUUUCGUGAAAGCAUUUCGCGAAUUUUCGAUGGGAGAAGAAGAAGUGCAAGAUUUUCAACAGGAAAUUGGCAGAACUCAUGAAGAAAAAGAUGAAGAUGAUAGUGAAGAUUAG
Molecule: messenger RNA, 1137 nt
Organism: Phaedon cochleariae (mustard beetle)
Lineage: Eukaryota; Metazoa; Arthropoda; Insecta; Coleoptera; Chrysomelidae
Source: the annotation of a GenBank genome assembly